Homo sapiens (human) is the source of this 9289-nucleotide messenger RNA. It is a transcript of the gene MALT1, whose product is annotated as MALT1 paracaspase. Gene Ontology annotation, molecular function: protease binding; cysteine-type endopeptidase activity. Bases 180 to 2654 code for a protein of 824 amino acids. Gene Ontology annotation, biological process: positive regulation of T-helper 17 cell differentiation; T cell receptor signaling pathway; positive regulation of canonical NF-kappaB signal transduction. The transcript is spliced from 17 exons. Gene Ontology annotation, cellular component: protein-containing complex; perinuclear region of cytoplasm; polkadots. The record is from RefSeq and is marked reviewed. Lineage: Eukaryota; Metazoa; Chordata; Mammalia; Primates; Hominidae.
AAACCUGUCUAAUUGGGGCGGGGAGCGGAGCUUCCUCCUCUGAGGGCCGUGCCGCGCUGCCAGAUUUGUUCUUCCGCCCCUGCCUCCGCGGCUCGGAGGCGAGCGGAAGGUGCCCCGGGGCCGAGGCCCGUGACGGGGCGGGCGGGAGCCCCGGCAGUCCGGGGUCGCCGGCGAGGGCCAUGUCGCUGUUGGGGGACCCGCUACAGGCCCUGCCGCCCUCGGCCGCCCCCACGGGGCCGCUGCUCGCCCCUCCGGCCGGCGCGACCCUCAACCGCCUGCGGGAGCCGCUGCUGCGGAGGCUCAGCGAGCUCCUGGAUCAGGCGCCCGAGGGCCGGGGCUGGAGGAGACUGGCGGAGCUGGCGGGGAGUCGCGGGCGCCUCCGCCUCAGUUGCCUAGACCUGGAGCAGUGUUCUCUUAAGGUACUGGAGCCUGAAGGAAGCCCCAGCCUGUGUCUGCUGAAGUUAAUGGGUGAAAAAGGUUGCACAGUCACAGAAUUGAGUGAUUUCCUGCAGGCUAUGGAACACACUGAAGUUCUUCAGCUUCUCAGCCCCCCAGGAAUAAAGAUUACUGUAAACCCAGAGUCAAAGGCAGUCUUGGCUGGACAGUUUGUGAAACUGUGUUGCCGGGCAACUGGACAUCCUUUUGUUCAAUAUCAGUGGUUCAAAAUGAAUAAAGAGAUUCCAAAUGGAAAUACAUCAGAGCUUAUUUUUAAUGCAGUGCAUGUAAAAGAUGCAGGCUUUUAUGUCUGUCGAGUUAAUAACAAUUUCACCUUUGAAUUCAGCCAGUGGUCACAGCUGGAUGUUUGCGACAUCCCAGAGAGCUUCCAGAGAAGUGUUGAUGGCGUCUCUGAAUCCAAGUUGCAAAUCUGUGUUGAACCAACUUCCCAAAAGCUGAUGCCAGGCAGCACAUUGGUUUUACAGUGUGUUGCUGUUGGAAGCCCUAUUCCUCACUACCAGUGGUUCAAAAAUGAAUUACCAUUAACACAUGAGACCAAAAAGCUAUACAUGGUGCCUUAUGUGGAUUUGGAACACCAAGGAACCUACUGGUGUCAUGUAUAUAAUGAUCGAGACAGUCAAGAUAGCAAGAAGGUAGAAAUCAUCAUAGGAAGAACAGAUGAGGCAGUGGAGUGCACUGAAGAUGAAUUAAAUAAUCUUGGUCAUCCUGAUAAUAAAGAGCAAACAACUGACCAGCCUUUGGCGAAGGACAAGGUUGCCCUUUUGAUAGGAAAUAUGAAUUACCGGGAGCACCCCAAGCUCAAAGCUCCUUUGGUGGAUGUGUACGAAUUGACUAACUUACUGAGACAGCUGGACUUCAAAGUGGUUUCACUGUUGGAUCUUACUGAAUAUGAGAUGCGUAAUGCUGUGGAUGAGUUUUUACUCCUUUUAGACAAGGGAGUAUAUGGGUUAUUAUAUUAUGCAGGACAUGGUUAUGAAAAUUUUGGGAACAGCUUCAUGGUCCCCGUUGAUGCUCCAAAUCCAUAUAGGUCUGAAAAUUGUCUGUGUGUACAAAAUAUACUGAAAUUGAUGCAAGAAAAAGAAACUGGACUUAAUGUGUUCUUAUUGGAUAUGUGUAGGAAAAGAAAUGACUACGAUGAUACCAUUCCAAUCUUGGAUGCACUAAAAGUCACCGCCAAUAUUGUGUUUGGAUAUGCCACGUGUCAAGGAGCAGAAGCUUUUGAAAUCCAGCAUUCUGGAUUGGCAAAUGGAAUCUUUAUGAAAUUUUUAAAAGACAGAUUAUUAGAAGAUAAGAAAAUCACUGUGUUACUGGAUGAAGUUGCAGAAGAUAUGGGUAAGUGUCACCUUACCAAAGGCAAACAGGCUCUAGAGAUUCGAAGUAGUUUAUCUGAGAAGAGAGCACUUACUGAUCCAAUACAGGGAACAGAAUAUUCUGCUGAAUCUCUUGUGCGGAAUCUACAGUGGGCCAAGGCUCAUGAACUUCCAGAAAGUAUGUGUCUUAAGUUUGACUGUGGUGUUCAGAUUCAAUUAGGAUUUGCAGCUGAGUUUUCCAAUGUCAUGAUCAUCUAUACAAGUAUAGUUUACAAACCACCGGAGAUAAUAAUGUGUGAUGCCUACGUUACUGAUUUUCCACUUGAUCUAGAUAUUGAUCCAAAAGAUGCAAAUAAAGGCACACCUGAAGAAACUGGCAGCUACUUGGUAUCAAAGGAUCUUCCCAAGCAUUGCCUCUAUACCAGACUCAGUUCACUGCAAAAAUUAAAGGAACAUCUAGUCUUCACAGUAUGUUUAUCAUAUCAGUACUCAGGAUUGGAAGAUACUGUAGAGGACAAGCAGGAAGUGAAUGUUGGGAAACCUCUCAUUGCUAAAUUAGACAUGCAUCGAGGUUUGGGAAGGAAGACUUGCUUUCAAACUUGUCUUAUGUCUAAUGGUCCUUACCAGAGUUCUGCAGCCACCUCAGGAGGAGCAGGGCAUUAUCACUCAUUGCAAGACCCAUUCCAUGGUGUUUACCAUUCACAUCCUGGUAAUCCAAGUAAUGUUACACCAGCAGAUAGCUGUCAUUGCAGCCGGACUCCAGAUGCAUUUAUUUCAAGUUUCGCUCACCAUGCUUCAUGUCAUUUUAGUAGAAGUAAUGUGCCAGUAGAGACAACUGAUGAAAUACCAUUUAGUUUCUCUGACAGGCUCAGAAUUUCUGAAAAAUGACCUCCUUGUUUUUGAAAGUUAGCAUAAUUUUAGAUGCCUGUGAAAUAGUACUGCACUUACAUAAAGUGAGACAUUGUGAAAAGGCAAAUUUGUAUAUGUAGAGAAAGAAUAGUAGUAACUGUUUCAUAGCAAACUUCAGGACUUUGAGAUGUUGAAAUUACAUUAUUUAAUUACAGACUUCCUCUUUCUAAGAUUUUGUGAAUUGGUUGAAUAGUUCUAUACAAAUGAAGUAUGGAGGUGUGUAUGUUUAUAUGUAUAUAACAAAAUAUUUUCAUUGUGACCACUCUGAAGUAAGAGCAAUGGGAAUGGCAUUAUUGUAGAAUAAGUCAUUGUAUUUUUAACACCAGAAAGAACCUUGCCGAUCACCAGGCAUAACCUAAUUUUAUCCAUGGAAGAAACACAGAAAGGCAUCUAAGUUAGAGCUGGCACCAGAACUGAGACCUCCAGAAAUCUAUUCCAGUAUUUUUUCCACUACACAACUGCCUUCCUGACAGGUUCUGAGAUAAGUGUUAUGUUUGUAGAUAGAGUGAAAUAUAUUUAUAUAUAUAUAAAUAUAUACAGAUACAUAUCUGUGUAUUAUCUCAAGGAAUGUACAAACUUUAGUUUUUGAUUAUAAGGACUUCACUGCAAGUUUUAGUUAAGAGGUUUGUAUAUAAAUCUGUUAUAGAACAGGCUGAAAUUUCUUGUUCAUAAGAUUAUGAAACCACAUGAGAAGUGAUAAAAUGUUUGUUAAAGCUAGAUAGAGGUUAAGAAUCAAGAUAUAAUGGAUAAUUUUCAUAGCUGCCUAUCAGAAUUUCCCAAAUAUUUAGCAUCUUCCUUGAUAAUAUGUAUUUUCUUCUUGAAUUUCACUGGCCUAAUGAGAUAAUACUCUUAUCUUUGGCUCUACCUAAAAGUUGGUUAAAAAUGCAAUUGGCAUUAACAAGGAAAAAUACUGAAUUAGUAAUUUUAAAAGUCUCACAAAGAAAAUCCCAGGCCUAGAUGGCUGCAUUGUUGAAUUCUGCCAAACAUUAAAAUUAGCACUAAUUUUUUGCACACUGUUUCUAAAAGUAGGAGAGGAAAGAACACUUCCCAACUUACUCUAGGUCAGUAUUACCCUGAUACUAGACUAGACAUCACAAGAAAACUAUAAGCCAAUAUUCCUUAUUAAUACAAACACAAAAAUCAUUAACAAAAAUAUUAGCAAACUGAAUCCAGCAACCUAUAAAAAGGAUUCUAUAUCAUGACCAAGUGGAAUUUAUCCCAGGAAUUCAAGGUUGGUUCAACAUCUAAAAAUCAAAUAAGCUAAUAUACAGUCAGUUCUCAUUAUUCACAGUAAUUAUGUUCUACAGAAUAUUCUCCCAUAAACACUGAAUUAAAUAUGGAACAACUGCUUUUAGGAGAAAGUGUAUUUGUGUAUAUGUGUGUAUACAUAUGUUUAUCUCACACACAUUAUGAGCUUGAAUUCUUAAUUCAUCCUAGCAAAUUCUACCUUAUUUUACAGAAGUGAAAGUGAGGUAUCAGAAGUGUUAAGUGACAUGCCUGAGGCACCCCCCUAACAGGUGUCAGAGCUGAAAUUCAAACCCCAUCCAGCUGGCCCCGGAGCCAGAGCUUCUUGUACUACACAGAAUUGCCCCUGCCAUUUCCACCCUCCAGUCAUUUCUCUAUGAGACUGAAGCAGGAAGGCAGAGCAUCAUCUUGUUCAGCCUCAGCUGGGAACAUGUGUACUGGGUGACUCAAAUUUUUCACCCAUUUACACAUAUCCACAAAUGACUGCAAAAGUGCCACGGAUAUCAAUUUGAGGGUUAUAAAUUUUAGCAAGUUGGUAAAUUCACAAAUACAUAACCUUGAAUAAUGAGGAUCAACUGUACCAUAUUUAAUAAAGCACAAAACCCACACAGAUUGUCUUAUUACAGCAUUUGAUAAAAUCCAAAACUCUUUCAUAAAAACACUCAACAAACUUAGGAAUAAAAGGAAUCUUCCUAGAUAUGAUAAAUAUAACAUCUAUGAAAAGCCCACACCUAACAUUAUACUUCAUGGUGAUAGACUGAAGGCUGAAUGUUUUCCCCUUAAGAUUGGGAAGAAGGACAAGGAUGUUCACUCGGCACUACUUCUAUUCAGCAUUGUACUUGAAGUUCUAGCCACAGCAGUUAGGUUAGGAAUUCAAGGUUUGUUCAACAUCUAAAAAUCAAAUAAGCUAAUAAAGAAAAGAGGUUUAUACUGCAAAAGAAGUGAAACUAUAUGUAUUCACAGUUGAUACAUAGUUGUAUAUAGAAAAUGCUAAAGAAUCCAUAAAAAGUAAUAAAUGAGUUCAACAGGUUGCAGGAUACAAGAUCAGUUUUAUUUCUCUACUAACAGCAAACAUUCUGAAAAUGAGAAUAAAGAAAUCCUAUAUACAGUAGCAUCAAGAAUAAAACUCCAACACGUUUAAAGAAAUUAAGAUCCAGAUAAAUGGAAAGACAUCCAUGUUCAUGGAUUGGAAGACUGAAUAUUGGUAAGAUGGCAAUGCUGCCCAAAUUAGUCUACAUAUUCAACAAUUCCUAUCAAAAUCCUAGCUGUAUUUUUUGCAGAAAUUGACAAACUGGUAAAAUUGGUAGGGAAACGCAGGGGACCCAGAAUAGCCAAAAAACCUUGGAAAAGAACAAAGUUGGAAGACGUACCAAUUUCAAAAAGUGCUACCAAGCUACAAUAAGACAGUGUAGGCAUAUGGAUAGACAUAUCGAUCAGAGGAAUGGAACUGAACAUCCAGAAAUAAACCCAUACAUUUCUGGUCAACUUGUUUUCAACAAGGAUGCCAAUACCAUCAAUAGAGAAGGAGUGGUCUUUUCAACAAACGGUGCUGGGACAACUAACUGGUAGCUACGUGCACAGCAAAAGGAUCCCUACCUUCCUACCACAUUACAAAUUCUAACUCAAAAUGGAUCAUAGACCUCAAUAUAAGAGUUUAAACUCUUAGAAGAAAACAGAAGUAAAUCUUUGUGAUGUUGGGCUUAGGAAUGGUUUCUUAGACAUAAUACCAAAAGCACAAGCAACAAAGGCAAACAGUAGAUAAAUGGGACUUCAUCAAAAUUAACUUUAGCGCCUUAAAGGACACCAUUAAGAAAGUGAAGUUAACCCUCAGAAUGGGAGAAAAAUUUUUGAAAAAUCAUGUAUCUGAUAAAAAAACAAACAAACAUGCAGGUGCUCAGCUGUGGUUACCACCGAGCAGCACUGUCCAGUGAACUUGCUGUGAUGAUGGGAUGCUUGGUAUCCGCACUCCCAGUGUGAUAGCCUUUAGCCUCAUGGGGUUGUUGAGCAGUUGAAAUAAUAGCUAGUGUGAGGAACUGAACAUAAAAUUUUAGUUUUAGGAUGGGUGUGGUGGCUCACGCCUAUAAUCUCAGCACUUUGGGAGGCCAAUGAAGGCGGAUCACUUGAGCCCAGGAGUUCAAGACCAGCUUGACCAAGAUGGCAAAACCCUGUCUCUAUUAAAAAUACAAAAAAAUUAGCUGGGCAUGGUGGCACACACCUGUAAUCCCAGCUACUAGGGAGGCUGAGGCAGGAGAAUCGUACUUCCCCUUUAUACUCUUCUGUAUAUUUGAUUUUUUUUUUUUUAAGACAGAGUCCUGGCUCUGUCGCCCAGGCUGGAGUGCAGCGACAUAGUCUCAGCUCACUGCAGCAUCCGUGGAGGCUGAAACAGGAGAAUCGCAUGAAUUUUUUAAAAAAUCUAAACAUGUAAUUUUAAAACGGGCUUAAGAAGAAUGAUAACAGUUUUGGUCUUCUUUUUUAUCAACCAUGCUUUUAUUUUACUUGAAUCUCGUGCCAAUUGCUUUGUAAUAUUAAAGUAGGAUUUACACAAGUGGAAUUUAGAAAAGAUGAUAAUCUAUCAAAUCUGUCAAUACCAAUUAGAAUGUAAUAAAGAAAUUAGGAUAGUGGAGGUUUGAGCAAGUAAAGGCUCACCCAAAUUCAAAGCCAAUACUUGAUGCUGAGAGGGGAUAUUUUCUGGAAGGUAAUUUUUAAAAAUUAAAGUCACAAUUAUAAAUUGUAUAUUUCCUAAUAAAAGAAAUCUCAACUCAUGGGACAAUUUGAAUUUAAAACACUAUUGUUCCUCAUUCAGUGAUGAACAAGUCAAAACGUUUCAGAAAAGAAAGCCUUUAAAGAAGAAUCCUGGCACAGAAAAGGUCCAUUUAGACAUUGCCUUCUUCCCCCAUCUCUAAUGCCUCUUUUCAAAUCUCUGACUUGCACAUGAAGUAACAGUGAGGUGUCCUGUGCAGCAGUCGCAAUUUUUUGACUUGUCAAAUUGAAGAAAUUCAAUUAUGUAGCCAGAGCUUAGAUCACUGACAUGUAUACUGGCAUAAGCUUUUUUUUGUUUGUUUUUAAUUUUAUUAGAAGUGGGAUCUCAUUUUGUUGCCCAUGCUGGUCUCAAACACCUGUCUUCAAGUGAUCCUCCUGCCUCAGCAGCAUCAGUUUAAUAUCUAGAUAAAAUCUGAUGUAUGUAAUUUUACUUUUAAGGGUUUUUUUCCAAACAGACGUCCUGACAAUGUUGUUUCCUAUUCCUUGAACAUUCACCUGACGCUUAUAUACUGUCAUUACUUUUAUCUGUCAACUGAUGUCAGCUACUCAAUUUACACAUUACUUUUGUGCAUUUCAUCCUGUUUCUCAGUUUGACAUUGUCAUUCAAAUUCAGAGUUUGACACUGAAACCCUGGGCAUGGUGGCUCACACCUGUAAUCCCAGCACUUCGGGAGACUGCGGUAAGCAGAUCAUUUGAACCCAGGAGUUUGAGACUAGCCUUGGCAACAUGGUGAAACCCCAUCUCUACCAAAAAAAAAAAAAAAAAAAAAGCAAAAACAAAAAUUAACUGGGCAUAGUUGCACACACCUGUAGUCCCAGCUACUCAGGAGGCUGAAGUGGGACGAUCGCUUGAGCCCAGAAGGCAGAGGUUACGGUGAGUAGAGAUUGUGCCACUGCACUCCAGCCUGGACGACAGGGCAAGACGCUGUCUCAAAAAUAAAAUAUUAGUAAAGAAGAGUACAAUCAGAAUAUGAAAAUGUGUAAAUGUGCAUAUUCUCUUUUUUUCUAAUUUGGUAGCAUUAAAAAUACUUAAGCAUCAAAGUUUGGCUUUAUGAAGAAGGAGUCUGAGACACCUCAGGUUUCAGCCCUUACUAAUAGCGUGGCUCAAAGAGCGUUAACUUGCCUGUGCUUCUGUUUCCUUAUCUGUAAAAUGGGGAUGAUGCUGUAACAUCAAAGAGCUUAUAAUACUUUCCAGAGCUGGCAGUACUAAAUAAGACCAUUCCUCUAAAGUGCCAGCAUUUUGAAAAGCAUCAACCCAUCAACCUUGUGCUUUAAAUCUGGCAUUCUUAAAGCUAUACCUGUAGGCAGUAUAGAGUGUUUUUUUUUAUUUGUUUUUUUGUUGUUGUCUUUUGAGUCUCACUCUGUCUCCCAGGCUGUAGUGCAGUGGCACGUCUUGGUUCGCCGCAACCUCCGCCUCCCAGGUUCAAGCGAUUCUCGUGCCUCAGCCCCCCGCAUAGCUGGCAUUACAGGCACACACCACCACGCCCAGCUAAUUUUUGUAGUUUUAGUAGUAUCUACUAAAAUAAACAGGGUUUCACCAUGUUGGCCAGGCUGGUCUCAAACUCCUGACCUCAAGUGAUCUGCCUGCCUCGGCCUCCCAAAGUGCUGGGAUUACAGGCGUGAGUCACCAUGCCCGGCCGGCAGUGUAUAUCUUCUAAAGUUGCAAUUUUUGUUCACUCCAGAAUCACUUUUCAAAAAGCAUGCAGAUUUAAUGCCACCAGUUUGUGUUAUGUAUCUAUCCCGCAAAACAGCUCUAAAGGUGAUUUACUAAAAGAUUAACAGCAUUUAUCUCUGGUGGGAUAAUUUUUCUUUGCUUGUUUACCUGUGUCUUGCAGAUUUUACACAGUGAACAAUGACUGUAUAAUUUUAAAAUACAGAUAUGCACAAUUGUGUAAUGUAAAUAUGCUCAGCUUCAAUACAUUUAAGAACACAUUUUUAACUUUUCGUAAGGAGUCUUCAGUUUAAAAGUACAGUGUCAUUACAGAGUGCUUAUUCUGUUACAAAAUUAGUAAAGCUGAUUCUGCCUCUAAAUCUGAAGUAAUUCCCACUUUUUUUCAUGCUUGAGUUUAGUUGAUAAAUAGCAUUUUAGAUACUAAAAAUGAUUGGAUGAGUAUUUCUACAUUAAUAAGUUGCUAAUUAGGCACCAGGGUAGCAGAUAGAAUGCCUUUCUGUGUGCUAGGUUUAAACAUUUUACACACAGUCUUAUUUAAAACAGCCUUGCAGUUUAUAGAUGAACUGAUUGUUAGGCUAACCAGAGGUGUUACUAUACCCUCCAGGAUAACCCAGCUAGUAAGGGCAGAGCCAGGAUGAUUCAGACCCAGACCAGAGCCGGGUGUUUUGUCCACAGUACUGCUGCUGCUUAUACCGUAACGGGAAAAGUACACAACAGUGUCUUAAUAUUUCAUUCUUCCAUGAAAAACACUUUUAAAAUAUUGAAACAUUAUAGGAGCAGAAGUACAUCUCUAAAUAUACUUUUAGGUCACAUUGAAAACAUUUCCAAAGGAUUUGACCUGAAGUUAAUGUUGCUACAUUAUGCUCAAUACAGCAGGCUGUUCUGCUAGGGAAAUUGUUAAUAUUUUAAAAAUAUUUUCCUAAGCUUUAGCUUUACCA